Fusarium pseudograminearum CS3096 is the source of this 1392-nucleotide messenger RNA. RefSeq lists its product as uncharacterized. The coding region runs from base 1 to 1392 and encodes 463 amino acids. The transcript has a single exon. The record is from RefSeq and is a predicted model, not a curated record. NCBI's taxonomy places the organism in Eukaryota, Fungi, Ascomycota, Sordariomycetes, Hypocreales, Nectriaceae.
AUGGAUUCAUUCUACGAACAAGAAAUCCAGGACUAUCCUGAGUCCAUUCCCUCGCUUCCUGUUGUGCGUAGCGCAGAGAUGCCUAUGCUAUGGGACGAGGAACAUCAAAGGUUGAUUGACUCUUGUGUAAAGAGUAAAUCCCUUUACGAGAUGUACCUACAGCUGCCCGUACUAGCUGCUGCCCUCGAGGAUAAUCAGACCUUGAAGGACAACAACUUUUCUGUGGCUCAUACAGUCAACGCGCUGAACCGCGCUGACUGGUCGAUGCUUGAACUUUUGCAUAGCAUGGAUCACGAUGUCGUGCAAAGCAUAGUCAAGAAUACAUUUGCCUAUGACAUGAUACAAGGGAAUAUCCGUUGUUUCCCAAUGCCUCGACGGGCUUCCGACGUGAUUCCUGGCGUUUAUGUCAUUGGGUUAAGCAUCGAUGGACAAAACGGUCGAUUUCUCAACAUCAAAGAGAUGGAGACCGUUGUCGAGGAGAUGAAAGAGUAUGUAGCUGGAUACAAAGCGCAUAUUAAAUAUCAGUCUGCCCCAACAUCCCUGUCAAGGGACGAAGCGCAUGCACGUCGUCAUAUAAAUCAUGUUGACGGGUUCGCUGGGGGGGCUAUGAAAAAGGACGACCCCGCCUUCAUCAAGAAGGAGGAAGAGAUGCCGAGCAUCGAGGCUCUGAUCAAGACAUUCGAAAAGAUGUGUGAUAGGUCUAUAGACAGUACUGGGCUCAUACGGAUGCACCAGAGUCCUCUGUACGUGGGCUGCUCCAAGCAUCUAUUCAGUCGCACGUCGGUUUAUGGUCAUGAGAGUGUUAGACAUAUCAAUAAACCUCUUGGCCUUACCAUUAGUAUACUAAGAAAGCUUGGACAUAGAGUUCAGCUGACUAUCGGUAACGUCGUGCGAGUUUGGAAGGCUGACCAGCUGCCAAAAGCAGAGCAGCUGGUUACUACUCUUGCAGGAUCCCUUGUGUAUCAACAUGGGUUCAAUGCAACUGAAGCGGGAGGGACCGGUUAUGGGACUAUCACCGAUGAAGAAGGUCUGAGGACUAAUACCGCCUAUCUCAUCUCAGGUGUCAAGAUUAUAACUUCAAAUCUGCGUGAUAGUCUCCAGGAGAUCGGUCUCCGCCAAAGAUACAUUGAGGACAUGAACCGUAUUCAUGUUCAAAUUGUCAAAAGCAAGGAGUGGCUCCAUGACUGCAACAAGUUGCUGGAAAGUCUGCCGCCCAAUUUCCAAUGGGGUGAGCAGAUAACAGAACUCGAGGCAGUUGCUGAUGAACACAAACGAAUUCUGGAGGAUUUGAAGGAAGCUCGAAAGUUCUGGAAUCUUAUACUCCAGAUUCAAAAUAUCGUUUAUGAAGAGACUGGUCGAGGGCUACCCCCACCCUAUGAAUAUGAAUCCUAA